This is a messenger RNA of Acaromyces ingoldii, 2331 nucleotides long. Its product is annotated as P-loop containing nucleoside triphosphate hydrolase protein. Bases 39 to 2243 code for a protein of 734 amino acids. NCBI's taxonomy places the organism in Eukaryota, Fungi, Basidiomycota, Exobasidiomycetes, Exobasidiales, Cryptobasidiaceae. The transcript has 3 exons. The record is from RefSeq and is a predicted model, not a curated record. Gene Ontology annotation, biological process: telomere maintenance via recombination; double-strand break repair via synthesis-dependent strand annealing; resolution of mitotic recombination intermediates. Gene Ontology annotation, cellular component: replication fork; Rad51C-XRCC3 complex. Gene Ontology annotation, molecular function: four-way junction DNA binding.
GCUGCCUCAACCACCAUGUCGGGGUGAUUCGUUCCAGCAUGCUCGCCACGCCCAUCUCGAGUCUGCCACUUUCCGCGAGACACAAGGCAUGCUGCCGAAGAGUCGACCUCGUCAGUUGCGCCCAGAUCGUCCACGCCCAGCCAGCGGACCUGGCCAAAUUACAGACUCUUCUCUCUCGGGAGGAGGUCGAGUACAUCCAACAGGUCGCUGCGCUAGAAGUUGCGCCCGCCCCUGCUGUCGUGCUGGAUCUCUUGGAGGAUGAGGAUAUCGAUCGCCUUUUUGAGAACGAGGGACCGGACGAGCCAUCGCGGUCAUUGAAGCACCUGGAUGAUCGCAACUCGUUGACGACGGGAGAUGCAAGAUUGGAUGCGCUCUUGGGUGGAGGAAUGAAACGAGGCUGUCUCAACGAGGUGGUCGGACAGAGCUCUUCUGGAAAGACGCAACUCCUGCUCCAGAUGGCACUUUAUACGGCUCUCGGUCUCGCCUCAGAUCCUUUGAAGCAUUUUGAUGCUUCUCCUGCUGCUGAGACCUCGAUCGUCUUCCGCGCACUCAAGGGCUACGGGAUGAAGGAGCGAGGAGCGCGCAGCAGUAUUGCGAUCCUCACCCCCGAUGGGAGCGGUGCAGGGCUCAUGAUGACUCGAAGGCUAUGCGAAAUGUGCGAUUAUGCCAUUCGGGAGCGAUGGUACGGCAUGCGAGCCCAUCAGGCCAAGCAAUGCGAGACACAACUACAACAAGAGCCUUUGGGUAGACCUACCUUUGGCGCUGGGCGUUUCCACGAUCCAGAUGAUGUCGAGGUCGUCGACGAGCUCGUUGUCGAUUUGGAAAGGCUGAUUGCCAUCUCCAAGGCACUGCUGUUGAAGAACGUCCAUUUUCUUUCCAUCAAAAGCUAUGACGAGGUGGAUCAUGCCAUCUCGUAUAUGCUGCCUGCCCUGGCCGACCGGCUGGCAUCGACCACUCAAUCGCCUUUGCAGCUCGUCAUCCUCGAUGACCUUCCAGCGAUGCUCCUCGGCGCUGAACCUGCUGGACAGAUGCAGCGCGCAGUCCAUCGGUCUCAGAUGAUCUGUGAAAUUUCGGACAAACUCCGGAGGCUGGCUCUGUACUGUGCGGGGCCUGCUGGACACGAGUCGUCGGCCGCCGCCAUUGUCUUGGGGAACCACGUCGUUGACUCAUUUGAGCGGACCAAGGAGCUGGCCAUACCCGUCUUGCGUUCCAUCUGGGAGAAAUCGCAGCGACAUUCCUCAUCUGGAGAAGGUUAUGCUCUUUUCGAUGCAGCUGGUGACCCACCACCACUGCAAGCAGAUCAGCAGGAGCUCUUCUUUAGCGGAGUCCUUUCGAGCGCCCACCCAACACUCCUCGGACGCGCCCGAUCCCGUGCCGUCUUCCGACAAGGCGGAGGCCCUACAGGCAAGAUGAGCGAAGACGAGAUCUGGAACAGUGUCGCAUCGGGCCUCAAGAUGGCCGCAUUGGGUUAUCAGUGGGCGAAUUGCAUCAGCGUCCGGCUCAUGUUGCACCGGACAGCCAAGCGCAUCGACUGGGCCAGGAUCCAAGAUGGCUCGAUGAAAUCACUCGAGGAUUGGGAAGAUGAAGAAGGCUACGAGGAAGACGAAAAAGAGCGGCAGAAGAUGCACAACGUCAGAAGGGCUGUACUGAUCAAGAGUCCAUUCGUGCAGAGUGGAGCGCUCUACGAGCCUAGCGUCGACUUUGUCGUUCUGGGCCGUGGCAUCAGAUCGGUGCGGAAGCAGAUGUACGAAAGUGUGCAUGCGGAAGAAACGGUGGAAGGCGAGGCGGGAGUAGAGUGGGAGGACGAGGAGCAAGAAGAGCCCGACGAGGCGCAAGCGAGUGAAUACGACGAGGAAGAGAUGUACAGUGUCGGAGAAGAGCGGAGUGCGGGUCAAGGGUCAGGCUUGGAGGGGGAUCAGCUGUGGAGCUUUGUCGAUGGCCGUCACUUUGACGAAAAUGCUCUCGCUUCGAUGGACCUCCUGCUCGAGAGUCCCCCGACAGCUCCGGGAGGAUCUUCCUCAUUGGACACAUCGAUUGCAUUAGACUCUUCGAUGGCUCUCAAUCAAUCAGACUCGACAAAUAGACAAUCGCCUCCGUCCACGGCAUCAAAAGGGGGCAUGCAGAGCGAAUUUAGAAGUCUUUGGCGCCAUAAGAGCUUCACGGGGCAGGCCGUCGUGUGGGACAAGAUGCUCAUAAAUGGAGGAAACGAAGGAUUGAUUGAGGAGGAACGAGAAGAAUCAUGAGAAGAAGCCCAAAUGUACUGUACACGACACCUCUCAACAAUGUAUCUAGCAAUGACUACUGGUUCCACAGAUCCUUGCCGCCCUGGCU